Molecule: messenger RNA, 857 nt
Organism: Diuraphis noxia (Russian wheat aphid)
Lineage: Eukaryota; Metazoa; Arthropoda; Insecta; Hemiptera; Aphididae
Product: 1-phosphatidylinositol 4,5-bisphosphate phosphodiesterase gamma-1-like
Biological process (GO): positive regulation of epithelial cell migration; phosphatidylinositol-mediated signaling; release of sequestered calcium ion into cytosol
Cellular component (GO): ruffle membrane
Molecular function (GO): calcium ion binding; phosphatidylinositol-4,5-bisphosphate phospholipase C activity; protein binding
Source: RefSeq, a predicted model, not a curated record
AGCAUUAUCCGAACAAGAGUGUGAACUAUGGAUCAAAGGUUUAUAUCAUCUUGUAAACGAUACUGUUUGUGCUCCAUAUCCAUUACAAGUUGAAAGAUGGCUGCGAAAAGAAUUUUAUACUAUGGAAAAUUCAAGGGAAACAGUGACAUUGAAAGAUAUAAAAUCUUUUUUUCCUCGUGUUCAUUGUAAAAUUUCUACCAGUAAACUACGAGAGUUGUUUCAAGAAGUUGAUACCAGGAAGCGCAACGAGCUUAAUUUUGAUGAGUUUGUCACUCUCUAUAAUAAACUUAUCUAUAAUUCAGGGAUUUUCAAUGAAUGUUUUUCAAUGUAUUGUUCAGCUGAUGACACAUUCAACGUUCAAAAUCUUACAAGGUUUCUGAAUGCUGAGCAAGAAAGCUUAUGCCUCGAAGAAGAAGUUGUUGCUAAACACAUGAAAGAAUAUUUCAAGUAUUGUGGAAAAGAUUUAAACGAUAAGCUACAAUUUACCUCAACUGACGUAAGUUAUUUCAUAUAAAUUAUCCAAACACUUAAUUUGAUAACACCAACAGUAAAAAUUACACCAAACUUCAACAAUUUGUAGCUAUCCAUUUUAUUUUAUAACAAAAUGUAAUUAACACUAUAACAAUGUAUUCGAGAUUCCWAUAGUAAGUUGUAACUUGUAAUAUUCAUUUAUUCAAUAUUAAUUGCAGGACUACUAUCUCUAGGGGGCGGAUAAAAUUAAGGAUAUCAUACUAUCUCUUAUCACACAUAAAAUAUGUCUUGAGAUGAAAAUAAAUUGGGUGUAAUUUAUUUUAAUUAUAAUAUAAUUACACGUUACUCGUAAAUAGCAUUAUAUUAUUAUGUAUGUAUAUAUUAUA